Dreissena polymorpha is the source of this 5061-nucleotide messenger RNA. RefSeq lists its product as uncharacterized. The coding region runs from base 33 to 635 and encodes 200 amino acids. The record is from RefSeq and is a predicted model, not a curated record. The transcript is spliced from 2 exons. NCBI's taxonomy places the organism in Eukaryota, Metazoa, Mollusca, Bivalvia, Myida, Dreissenidae.
UAUUUCAGAACUCGGGAGCUACUGUGGCCUCCAUGGUGAUAGAACAUGAGGAUGACAGGGGCACCCUCACUGUUGUCAUGGAUACCCUCAACAUCGAGACCACGUGCCAGAGGUGUACGUCUGAUGACCGGCCACCGGGGUAUAAUGAGGCGACCACUGAUAUUUCAAUGGAAUCUCCAAAUGACAUCAUAAUUGAAGAGGUGACCGUCGACCCCCCACCCCCUUAUGGCCCGCCCAGCUAUCAGCAGGCGAUGGAGGACAAGUCUCGUGAAUCUAGCUGUGAUAAUCUAGCAGAGAACUUUGAAGUUUCUGAGGCAUCCAGGGAGUUAAUCCAGUCAGGUUUCGGUGCAGGAAAUGUGGAUGAAAAUGGUGGAAACGGAAACAGUGAAAGGCAUGAUCAUUAUCAUAAUGGCAGAAAAGGUUGUGAUGGUAGUGGUGAUGGUGAUGGUAAGAGAAAUAUGUGUGGGGAGCCACAUGAAGAGGAGAUGUCACAGUUUGUGGGUGGUGAUGGCAGUGGUCGUCGAGAGCAGACGGCAAAUGAGAACGUGGAAUGCAGGUCGACUACAACGGAAGACUCCACACAGCCUCAGGAACGUUACUCAAAAUAUCAAGAUAUGCCCACUGUUACCAUAUAGCUGUCUGAAAUCAUCAAGAUUUCAACAUUGUCACCAUAAAGGUGUUGUGUGGAUGGUUAUUAAAAUUGUCAAUUAGGUGUUUUACUAAUGCCUGAAAUUUACGGUAUGCCUGCGAUGUUGGUAGCAUACAAAUAUUUCUUUGCUUCACAUCAUAUAGCCAGACAAGUGUCAUUAAAACCUCACAAACAGAGUUUGAAGAAGGGUAUUCUGGUGUCACAAUGUUGGUUGGUCCAUUGGUUGGUUGGUUGGUUGGUUGGUUAGUUGAUAGAAUCUCUUGUUCUUCAAACUUUGUUCUUCAAUUUGUUUUUAAAAGUUAUAUUAAACGGUUCAUGUUUCAAAUUCAAAAGUAUUGGCUGACAUAUUUUUUCCAAGAUAUCAUUCAUAUCAAAUUCGUUUAUUUUGUUGAGCUGCAUAUGCGGAACUUAACACACUGGAUGAACAGUAUAAUGCCUGGACAACUUAUUGCCAUCAUGGACUCUUUGUAGCAGACAUGUUGAAAUUAUUGUUUUCUUUUCUUUAGGAGUACAUUUCCAUAAAACUUUAUUCAUUAGAAAAAAAACACAUAAUGUGUGGCAGUGUUAUACAUAAUAUUGCCUUUGACAAGAGUCAUACAAAAUGACUUUUAUCCAGGAAUUUAUUUGGCAAUUUGCAGGCCAUUAUUUAAAGCAAACUUUGAAAUUGUGCAGCGAAUCGCUAUGAAACCUUAUAUAGUUCAUCUACAUGAUGAAAAAUACUGUGAUUUUUGGUCAAAUUGUAUACUGGCCGCCAUCUUGUAUGAAGUUCGUCUUCAAGUUCAAGUUUACAAUGUAUACUAUGGCACUGAAGGUCAAAAUAGAGCACUUAUAAGGUCAAACCCCUUCUAAUAACUUAGUCAAAGCAGCAUUUGGAGUUAUGAAUCAUCAACAGUGAUAACGCUAGUUUGUAUGUAAUUUUAAUUUUGUUACAUUAUUGGAAAGGCUCUGCCUUCAAUUUAUGAAAUGAAAACUAUAUAUACAUUUUGUUUGUGUGUUACAAUCUUUUUCAUGACUUUGGUGCAUUGUUGGGUUAGUAUGAGUUAUACAAAUAAUGGUAGUGAAGUGGUGCAAUACUUGACCUUUCUAACAAUUAGGCACUACAAAUUCUUUUUAUUUUUGUAGUCUAUUUGUGUUAGGUUAUUUUCUACCUCGUUAUUGUGUUUUGUCUUAUUUCUUGUUCUUGCAUACUAUUGUUUUGUUUCUGCUCAUUUACUGUAUUUAUAAAUUUUUAUUGCAUGUUAUAAUGAACUUCAUGACAAGUAAAUUUUUUCAAAUAUGAUAAGAAUCGAUCAUUAUGAUGAUUCUAAACAAAAGUUGAUGUUGAUGAAACUGUGAAAGGAAGACAACUUGUUAUAAUUUUUAAAUUUCAUUGAUCUCCCUUUCAAAUGAAUCUAAGGUUUACAUUGAUUCAAAAUGUUUGCAAUUAUUUUACCAAAUUCUCUGUUACUCAGUUGUUACAUUAUUCUGUAUUUCUUUUCUUGUCCAAUAUUUUGUUUCAUGUUUUACACCGGUGUUUUUCCAUCAUGUUUAUUUAUUUUCAUAUAAUUUGCUAUGGUCUAGUCCUUUUCAUGUGAUUAUUUUCCUGAAAUUGCCACAAAUUACUGAAAGGUGCAAUUCUACAUUUUCAUCUAGUAAUAGUAUGUCAUUCUAGGUUUCCUUUAUUCUCCUUUGUGCUGAUGACACUUUCAUUUGUUCUCAUGAAAUUAACGCUCAUUACAAUGAAAUGUUCAUGUUAAUCAAGAAACUGUCAUUUGUGGUCAAGACAUUUUCAUCCAUUCUCAUGUUUAUAUUAAAGCGGGUAUAUACGAUUUUUUAUAUGUGUUUAAUUGUAUUAUAUUGAUAAAAUAUGUUACAAUAACACAAAAUAGGCAAGAAAAAUUAUACAUUAAAGCCGAAUUUCAUAAAAUGCAGCAAAGACAAAUUAGCGCCCCGAGCCGAUAGUGACGUACAUAUUUUCCUACAAUAACCGAAGCACUCGUCCUUGUAUUAGGAUCGGAGAUAGUGUUCGUGUGUCGUAUGAAUAGAUAUCGUUGCAGAAUUUCAAAUAAACCGUUAAACUAAGUUUAGAUGCACAUCGUACAUGUAUGGUAUACAUGCUGGCGAAUUCGGCUGUACAGCCGUUUUCAAUUUCAGAAUUAAAUAUCUGGCUUAUUUCGCAUUUUUCGACACAUGUUGUUCUUAACUUUUAUUUUAAUUUAUAUUGAAAUAUAUAUAUAAUAAGUUUUUUACACAGUUUAUAUAAAUUCAUAAAUAUUUGACUAAAUCGUAUAUACCCGCUUUAAUGUCUUUUUAUAGUAUUAUACCUCCGUGUAGAGUACGGCAUUUUGUGAUUUUUUUGUGCAAUAUUAGAUUGGUAUCAUUAUGUUGUGUAGAAGUAUAUAUUUAUCAUUGUGUUACUGUCCUUUUUUUAAUUUGACCAAUUCUUAUUCUUGUGAGCACAUGAUUUAUUUUUGUAACAAGUUUACUGUUAUUAUUGUUAUUUAGUUUAAUUGUUUAAGAUUUAUGCUUAGGAACACAAUAUGUGAGCCAACAAUGUAUUUCUUGUAUUGCUAUAAAAAUUGUUGAGAACUUUUUUAUGCCCCCUUUUAGAAGAAAAGGGGGCAUAUAGUGAUCAGACUUUCCGUCUGUCCGUCUGUCUGUCUGUCUUUCCGUCACACUUUGCGUUUAGGUUUCAAAAAAUGCUCAUAAAUUCUAUGUCCCUUGAGAUAUAACCUUGAUAUUUGGUAUGCAUGUGUAUAUGGACAAUGCCUUUCCAUACACACACAAUUUUUUACCCCUGUGACCUUAGCCUUGAACUUAGGGUCCGCGUUAAGGUUUAGAAAUCUGCGUUUAGGUUUCGAAAAAUGCUCAUAACUUCUAUGUCCCUUGAGAUAAAGCCUUCAUACUUGGUAUGCAUCUGUAUAUGGACAAGACACAAAAAAGUUUGACCCCUAAGACCUUGACCUUGAACUUAGGGUGUGCGUUUAGGUUUCAAAAUCUUCGUUUAGGUUUCGAAAAAUGCUCAUAACUUCUAUGUCCCUUGAGAUAUAACCUUCAUAUUUGGUAUGCAUGAUUAUAUGGACAAGGCCUUUCCAUACGCACAAAAAUGUUGACCCCUGUGACCUUGACCUUGAACUUAGGGUCCGCGUGUAGGUUUCGAAAUCUGCGUUUAGGUUUCGAAAAAUGCUAUAACUUCUAUCAAAGCGUUUAUAGGGGGCAUAUGUCAUCCUAUGGUGACAGCUCUUGUUUUAAUGAUCAUUUAGUUGGCAGAGGAAUAAUAUGUGAUGAGAUGUAACAUCUUCUACAGCAGUUUUGUUGUUUAUUGCUUCGUAUUUGAAUCAAACUUGAUUUUCAGCAAUAGGCAAAAUAACAAUGAAAUAAUUGUCUUAGAAUCCAGACAUACAAUAUAUAUAAUAUAAAAACAAGAAAAAUGAAAAGAACUAGUUUAAUUGAAUAUUGCUUCUAAUGUUAUGUUAUCAAUUUCAAUUAAUGAUUAAAAAUUAGCAAAACAAUAUUUUUUAAUAUUUUACUGUUGUACAAUGGGAGGGUUAUUUUGCUUGUGGAUCAUGGAAGAGAUGGUUACAUUAAUUCUCUAAAGGACUCUAUUUAAAGGGACCUUUUUACGUUUUGGUAAAUUGACAAGAUUAAAUAAUCAAAGUACUGGCAGUACUGGUGUGACGAUGCUUUUGAAGAGGAUGGAUAUAAAACAUCAAUUUAAGUUUAUCUAUAUCACCACAAUUGUGUAUGUUGAUACGAACAUUUGGGUACGAAAAUUUUGGGUAGGAAAAAAAAUUUGGUACGAAAAAAAUUUGCGUACGAAACAUUUUUGGUACGAAAAAAAGUUUAGGGGUACGGGGAAGUAGUGCCUGUGGGUAACUUGACCCAUUGAGCGAAACUGGGAGGCGGGUCACAUUCUUGUUCAUUAAGUAUGGCAAUACCUUCAUGAUGAUUCUCGAAAGUAGGUAUGAGCACAUAGCCGGACCAUGUGAGCUCAAUCGUAUGAGCACUUGACUAUCCGAGUUCGCCCACGAACAUAUGGAUAAGUUAACUAGUAGCGAAAUGACCUUAUACAUGUAUAUGCUGAAAUCUAACAAUCAAACGAAAUAUCAAACAUGGUAUGUACACUUAGGUGGUUGUGUAAUUUCUGUUAGCAUAUCGUAUUCAAUAUGUAAAUUUUAAAUGAUUGUGCCCGCACUUGAGUUUGUUGCCUUGUUUGAGUCUAUACGCGCCUAGGCUGCACCCAGUGUGUGUAUUUGUGUUUUUCCAAGGUAAUGAGUUACCUCCGCGCUGAGGCUGCAUAAUGUUGGGACCCGGAGUGUGUCCAGCACUCCUACCUAAUAAGAUUAGAUUGACGACAGUUGGGACGAAUUUUGAAUGAUAGCUGCAAUUUCCAGCUAUUUGUUUUGUACUGAAAUACUUUUUAAUUUUUUAUA